Durusdinium trenchii is the source of this 5041-nucleotide messenger RNA. The record is from the annotation of a GenBank genome assembly. Lineage: Eukaryota; Dinophyceae; Suessiales; Symbiodiniaceae.
CGAGCCGAUCCGCGUGGCUCGCUCCCGCAUGCCCAUGGCGGCUGACGUCUUUGGCGCGCCGCUUCGCUCUUCGGUCGCCGCUGGCGGCACCCUACCUCCUGCUGAAGGUGACCUACCAGAACUGGCAGCGGCACCGGCGGCAGCGGACCACAACAUGGACUACCACGACAGCGACGUCCUGGUGGAAGAUGGCUUCAACUACGACUUCGACGAAGAGGACGAGUUGGUGCAGCUCUAUGCCACCGGACCCCGUGGUGGACGCAGACUGGGUCGCAACGGCCCUAGGACGGAAGAGGCGCUGGCACCGCCUCCUGGCGAUGCAGGACGCCGGAAUCCGACUUCUCCGGCAUCCGACGGACGCAAGAGUCCGGCCUCGCACCACUCCGUCGCUGAGAAGAGUCCCGCUUCACCCUCAUCGAGGACUUCGGCAUCAGAGGACGCCGCAGGACGGCAUCGACCUCGUGGAAACUUGCCACAAGCACCUAGCUUCGAUGGCAACAUCAAGAAGAACCCCAAGGCCUUCAAGCAGUGGCUGCAGAAGAUCGACAGCUACAUCGAGAUCGCCAAGCACAUCAUCGGGCCCGAGGAGAUCGGACUUCGAUUGCAUGCUGCCUUGGAGGGCGAUGCAGCCGCCUACCUGGAAGGCAUUCCGGCCAAGACCUUCGGCGUGACCGACGGCUGGAAGGUUCUCGUGCAGGUGCUCAAGGACAAGUUCGCCGAGAAGCGGAUGCACCUCAUCGGAGGUGCCAUGAAGUCCUUCUUCCAGCUCCAGGUGGACCGCAACUCCACGCUCACCGAGGUUGCGGACCAGAUGGAUCGAGCAGCGCGGCUUUGCGCUGAAUCAGAUCUCACCCUGCCGGAUGAGAUCAUGGUGUACUUCUUCUUCGAGCACUCUGGCUGCUCGUUUGAGAGAAGGGCGAACAUCCUCCUGAGGACAGGAGGAGAAUACAACUGGAAGAAGGUGAAGCAGGCGGUGGAACUCCUCUACCCGCAGACGAUGGUUUCCGCUCCUCGCCGGAACUUCGACCACUCGAAGGGCGCGGGCAAGCGGCAAGCACACGAAGCUCAGGGACAAGGAGAUGACGCCCAAUACGCAACCUCCUCAACCGACCUCGCAUCGAUGGACUUGGAGGAUUGGUUGUACUAUGAGGACCCCAUCGAGCGCCUUGCCGACUAUGACACCCCGGAAUGGAUGCCCGAAGGACUUGCCCGAGAACUUCAUGAAGUCUUUGCCACUCACCGUGAGAACCGUGCCAAACUGGCCAAAGCGGUGAAGGCCAAUGAGACCGUCACCAUCGACCUUGCCGACGAUGAGAACCCGGAGAACGAUGACCUCUACUACGACGAUGUUUGGAUGGAAUGGCAGGAUUGGGAGCAAGAUGCCAAUGAGGCCUGGACUACACACAGUGGCGCAGCAGACCAAAGCAGCACCGCCUAUGCGGCCCAGGCCAAGAAGGAGCAGAAGUCCGAGCACUACCCCGAGCUCACCAAGCCAGAGGCCGAGGAAGUCAUCCAUGGAGUGAACCGCAUCAAGAAGAAGUUCCACUCCAAGGACUCGCCGACCGAGACGGUGACACCUCCUUCGAAGAAGCCAAUGGAUGUCUUCACCGCCUCAGCUCUCAUCCAACAUCGGGUUGAGGCCAAGAAGGAAAAGGAGAAAGCUUCAGCUCACACGGCCACAGCUCCAGAAGCCGUGCGAGAGGAAGCCGAGGCCACCUUUGACCUCGACGAGAUGCGUGUGGUCAUGGCGGUCACACGCCAAGGACCAAGCUUGCAGGAACUCCAACGACCUCACCUUGGCCACGACGAUCAUGGACAACUCCUUGGAGUACCCCGCAGCGUGCUGGCGAACACUCGGCUCGCCCCGAGUGUGCGGGAUGGCGUGGCGUAUCUAACCAUCGAUACUGCUUGUGAGAACACCGUUGGAGGCCGUGGACAUCUGGACUAUGCCAUGGAGAUCCUCCGGAAGAAGCGCAACGUCAAGGCCCUCAUCACGCCUGAAGAGGAGUCAUACAGGUUUGGCCCUGGCGAAGCACGGAUCUCCCACCAGAGGUUCCACAUUCCCAUCGGGAUCGGCGGAGUGGCCAUGAUCAUCAAGACCUCCAGCCUGGAGGACCGACAUCCCGAGCAGAACCGCAUCCCCUGGUUGGCUGGCCAAGAUUGGCUUCGCUUCAUGGAAGCAGUGGUGGCCGUUGCCGGCCAGAAGCUGAUCCUGAAGGCAGUUGGCGCUCAGGCCGACCUUUUCAUCGACGUCACAGGCCACCUUGUGGUAGCCGUGGACGAUUUCCCUCCUGACGGAUGGCCUCAAGGAAAGGUCAAGACCCGUGAUCACUACGCGGGAGCCCUUUGGAUGUCAGGAAAAGCCUAUACGGCGACCGCUGUCCGGCCUGAGCAGUGCACCCACAUCUACAAUCCUGAGGAUGACCCCAUGAACUCUACGGGAGCUACAUCAAGGACACCCUGUUUGGUCCCUGGUGAUGUUUGGGAGUACUCUUUGGAGCAUCCACUUCUAUAUGUACGACAUCAUCGCACUCCCAGGACAACCAGAUUUCAUCCUCAGGAAGUCGUAGAUGGCCCUGAUCCCAAAGAACUUCAACCACUUCGGGUCACCUACAAAGAUGGUUAUGGGGAACCCUCAAUCGAUGUUUGGGAUGAUCAUGUUCAUGAAGAGCCUUGGACCGGCAUCACCAUCCUCGUCGGCUUUGGUUGCGACCCCUCCGUGUCGUUCGACUCCGUUCGUGCACCAGCCGAUCACAUUGGGGUCGAGGCGAACAUCGAAGGUUCCAAAGGUCAAUGGACACUUCAGUCAAGCCUCCGGACCUGCCUCUCAAUCGACAUGAUCAAGUGUUUCAGCCAUCCAUCAAUGAGUUCCCGAAUCGAAGCAAUUCGGAUUCAAGCAGCCUGCAAGCUCGCCAUGCCCACCGAGAAGAAGGAGAGAUCCCUUCGGCGAUGGCGGCAGCUCGUGGACCAGCUCAUGAAGGCGCUGGCGGCAAUGGUGCAUUGGGUCAAUACCACCAAAGUGGUUCGAGAGCUCAAGUACCGCUCACCAGCCCUCAUGGCCUACAUGGAGGCGAUCUUGCAGAAGGAGACUAUCCAGGCUCAGGACCUCCCACCGGCACUUCCGCCGGCAUCGACACGCGCCAAGGGCCAGACACCACUUCCACUGGCGAUGGCCUACGAGAUGGAGCCGAAGAACUGCCCUCAUCUAGUCGAACAUGGCCGCAGGUAUGGCAACGCGCAUGGCAAGUUCUUGGAAUGCAUAACCUGCGGCAGCGUGUGGAAGGGUCUGGACUAUCAGGUGCCGAUCACCGCGGAGACGGUCACAACGUACAAGGUGUACGUGGGCAUCAGAGAUCGUCCAGGUCUCUUCUACAAAAUCCUCUGCAUACUCCUCUUCCUCAUAUCCAACAUCUAUGGAAGCAGCCUACGGGACUACACCGGCUCCGACUCCAUCGACGACCUAUCGCAACAAGGCCGACAAGAAGCCGGUCGUCAAGAAGAAGGCGGAGACGUUUUCGCUGGACAGCGAGGACGACAUGAGCGUCAUGGAGAUCCACAGCACCAGCUCCCUCACUUCCAGAAAGAGUUUCGAUGGCUGAGCUCAGAGACGCCUGACGCACCUCGCGUCAAGCUCAAGCCUGGUCAGAGGAAGAGAAUGCAGAGCAUGGCUCGCGAUGCUUUGGCUACAUCGAAGCUCCACAAGAAGAUCAUCCAGGAGCGCUUCACGCGAGGCAGGUGGCCCCGCAAGCACUUCCGCUUCGACCUCAUCGAGAUCUUUGGCGGCUCCAGCAUGAUCACCGUCCGUGGUGUGACCUUGUGGAGGAUGAAGGCAUUGCAGCCUGUAGACAUCCGCUACGGCAUUGACCUCCGGCAGCGCAAGAUGAGGCGCUGGCUUUUGGACUUGCUCAAACGCGCCAACCCACGCUUGGCCCUGGUCGAGUAUCCAUGUACUCCGUGGUCGAUCUUGCAGUCCAACGUCAACUAUAAGGACGACCCUGAGGCCCUCGAAGCUUUGCAGAACCAGGACAAGCCGUUCCUGAAGCUCACGGAGAAUGUCUUCGAGUCCCAGGUCUCCAGAGGAGCGCAUGCUGUAGCAGAGAACCCAGCGACUGCAUCUUCGUGGCAACAACCGGAGAUCGUACGCCUUCGCAAGAAGUUCUUUGAGACCACCUCAUGUCUAUGCAUGUACGGCCUGAUCGGCAAGAGAGGUGGCUUGAUGCAGAAGAGGGUGCGCUUCCUGGCUACACACCCCUACUUCGUGGAAGAGCUUCAGGCAGAGUGCGAUCAUAGCCACGCUCAUGAAGAAGUUGCUGGAUCCAACGCCAAGCUGUCACAAUGCUACCCACCAGCUUUAGCAGACGCCAUUUGUCGCGCCUACUGGCGGGUGGUCGAGCUUGAGGAUUUCGGGACGCUCACCUUCAACGAUGCCGAGAACUCCACUGGCAUCUGGUUCGUGGACGCCAACAAGGAGGAAGACAAGUGGCGCCCACUCCUUGCAGAAGCUGAAGAAGUCUUGGCCAGAAAAGUUCAAGGCAGUGUCUUCGUGGCGCCCGACUCCGAGCUCUACAAGAAGAUUUGUGACUUGGUGCCCUGGCAGGUGAUGAACAUCCAGUUGGCACACCUGCCCAAAGCAAAACGUGUGCGACCUGGCCUUGAAGACUGCCAUAGAUGCUCAGUCCUCCUGUUGAACGAUGAUACCCUCACCAUCGAGACUGAGUACCUGAAGACAGCCCAGGCGCCACGGGAGAGAUUUGUCACCCCGGUGCGGGUGGCGAUUUUCGUGUUGGGAUACGCACCUGGCGAUCCCGCAGAGCCUCGGCCAGAACCGGAACCUCCAAAGCAGUUCGUGGCCAUAGAGGACUCCAAAGACCACUACAUCGUGCCGUAUGACGACCAGGCAUUGGUGGAGAUCCCUGAGAAGACGCUGCUGAAGCAGUCCUAUGGGGAGCAUUGGUUCGUUGGGCCACCACUCAAUGCCAAACAGAAGAAGCUGGCACCGACCGUGGUCAAAUUGCAUAAGAACUUGGGCCAUCCUUCUUAG